Hermetia illucens (black soldier fly) is the source of this 2313-nucleotide messenger RNA. RefSeq lists its product as uncharacterized. The record is from RefSeq and is a predicted model, not a curated record. The coding region runs from base 1 to 2313 and encodes 770 amino acids. The transcript has a single exon. Lineage: Eukaryota; Metazoa; Arthropoda; Insecta; Diptera; Stratiomyidae.
AUGUUACACCAAGCAUCGUCGAAUAGAGCUGCAUCUUCAGCUUUGCCGAAUCCAAAACAACAAGUCUCAUCGCUGAAUGCUAUCAACAGUGGCGUCGAAAUUACGGCUGUUCUAUUGGCUACAGCAAGGAUUCGAGUAAAGGACAGCCAAGGAACGUUCAUUCUUUUGCGUGCAUUGGUCGAUCAAAGGUCCCAGCGUUCGUUUAUCAGUGAAGCUGCGGCGCAACUCUUACGGCUACCACGUCGAGCGACAAAUCUGACAAUCAGCGGCAUCGGGAGUCAUUCAACGAGCAGCAAGGGAGCGAUAUCUGCUCAAUGUAAAGAGAAAUGGUCGACAGGGUGUUUCAACUUAUCUCUUGUAGUAGUAAACCAUAUAACGGACAAGAUUCCCCAGUCCAAGACACCAUGUAAGAUAGCUGAAUUGAGACUGGAGGACUUAGCUGAUUCAUCGUAUCACAUUCCGGGGAAGAUCGACGUCCUCCUGGGUGCUGACUUUUAUGGCGAUCUAUUGGAAAAGGGCGUAAUCCGGAUAAAGAAUACCAAAGUUUUGGCUCAAAAAACCAAAAUCGGUUGGAUCCUGUCCGGGCCUGUUAACCAAGUAACACGAGCAGUAGAACCUUCCAUCAGUAUGGUUAGCAUCGAACAGCUAGAUGCUGACAUACGAAAUUUAUGGGAACAGGAAGAGUUGCCACAAGAGCGAAUCCUCACCCAAGAGGAAACAGACUGCGAGAGGCAGUUCAUCCGAACUACUAAGAGGGAUCCAACAUCUGGCCGAUACAUAGUCAGGCUGCCGAUUAAGCCUGACAUGAACCCCUCGAUCCUGCCGCAUCCGUCAUUAAAAGACGCUGUCAUUCGCCUCCGCCAGACAGAGACAAAACUCGAACGGAAUCCAGAGCUCAAAGCGCAGUGCAAUGCAUUCCUAAAGGAAAAUCUGGAAUUGGGACAUAUGAGCGAGGUCCCGUCCGCGGAAAUUUUUUGCAAACACUCAUCCUACUUGCCACAUCAUGCUGUAAUUAAAGAGGACAGCACAACUACGAAAGUUCGCGUCGUAUUCAAUGCGUCCCAUAAAACGUCCUCCGGCACCUCGUUGAACGAUAUCCUAAUGGUGGGACCAAAUACGCAAUACACCAUCUUUAAAAUAUUGCUGCGAUGGAGGAGGCAUAAAUACACAUUGGCUGCUGACAUUGAGAAGAUGUACCGACAGAUACUCGUGGACAGUCGAGACUGCGACUUACUGCGAAUUGUUUGGAGACCAGAACCCCAGAACCCCCCCCGGCUAAACACAGUAACUUAUGGCACCGCCAGUGCUCCCUUCCAAGCAACACGUACACUACAACAGGUCGCUGAAGACGAGCAAUUCACGUCACCAUCAGCAAGUGAAAGCAUCAAAAAGGACUUCUAUGUAGAUGACUUGCUGACCGGAUCCUCGACCAUAGAAGGUGCAACGAAAUUGCAAAACGAUAUCGUGACCGUUCUCAAAAAAGCUGGAUUUAAUAUUCGCAAAUGGUCCACGAAUUAUGAUGAGGUUCUGAAACAUGUAAGCACCGCUGACUGGGAAACGUCUGACAUAGUCAAUAUCAAUCUAGAGAAUACCGUCAAGACAUUGGGUUUGCAAUGGAUUCCUAGAGACGACAUAUUCACCUUUAAAGUGAAACAGCCUUACAUCUCAGCGAACGAGCCAGUUACGAAACGAAUAAUUACAUCCAAUGCUGCAAGAUUAUUCGAUCCGCUUGGUUGGAUCCAGCCCAUCAUAAUAGUUAGCAAGAUAUUUAUCCAAAAGUUGUGGCUACAGAAACUGGAUUGGGAUAAGCCCGUACCUGACCAGUUGAAAAUCGAGUGGCUGACCUACAUGAAGGAGUGGCCAGCGUUAUCACAACUUAAAAUACCACGAUACAUACAGACGUCUGAUCGCUGCAAGGUAGAACUCCAUGGUUUCUGCGACGCGUCAAUGGCAGCUUUUGCAGCAGUGAUUUACGUUCGAGUAAUACAUCCGGAUGGCACGGUAUCUGCAAACAUAUUAACAUCGAAAUCGAAAGUGGCACCUUUAAAGGUACAGUCAGUACCCCGGCUAGAAUUGAACGGUGCCGUCCUACUAUGCAGAUUGAUGAAACACGUGAAGCAAGCCAGCGAAUUCCCUGCCGACACAGCUGAAUUUUACUGGACGGAUUCGACCAUUGUCCUCGCUUGGUUGAGUGAUCACCCAGCCAGGUGGAAAACGUUCGUAGCAAAUAGGGUGAGCGAAAUCCAGGCUACGAGCAACUCUAGUCAAUGGAGACACAUCGAUACAGAGUGGAAGCCGGCGGACAUAGCGUGA